This is a messenger RNA of Eurytemora carolleeae, 1807 nucleotides long. Its product is annotated as beta-hexosaminidase subunit alpha. The transcript is spliced from 17 exons. Lineage: Eukaryota; Metazoa; Arthropoda; Copepoda; Calanoida; Temoridae. Bases 38 to 1762 code for a protein of 574 amino acids. Gene Ontology annotation, biological process: ganglioside catabolic process; carbohydrate metabolic process; glycosaminoglycan metabolic process. Gene Ontology annotation, cellular component: membrane. Gene Ontology annotation, molecular function: beta-N-acetylhexosaminidase activity. The record is from RefSeq and is a predicted model, not a curated record.
AUAGUGUACUAUUAAAUCAAUUAUAUUUGAAGAGAUUAUGCUCCAAAGAUGUUUUCUGCUUGGACUGUUUGCAGUCCAGUCUAUUAGUCAAGAGCAUGGUGGAGAUGAGUUUAAGAACUGGCCUGAACGACCUGGAGCUUGGGUUCAACAAACAAGAGGAGAGGUUUGGCCUAAACCCAAGCUUCAAAAACAACAAUCUGACUUCUUUCUGCUUCGCAGCAGUGUUUUCAGAUUUGAGAUUGGUUCAAGCCACAUCCAUGGUCCGUGUGAUAUAAUCGAUUCAGCAAUAUCCAGAUAUUACAAACGAGUAUUCCCUCCUUCUGCUACUGAUAUUGUCAGCUAUUUAGAUUCUUCUAAUAAAAGGAAAAGACGGCGGGAUGCACGACGAGAGGUACGAACCGAUCCAUCCUACAGGGGAUAUCUAGACUCUGUGGAGAUAUUGAUGAAUAAUAAGGCAGGCUGUGAGAAACUACCGCAUUUAGAUAUGGAUGAACAUUACGAGGUUAAAAUAAACUCUCCGGAUGACCCUGGAAAGGCGAAGAUUAUUGCCUUUACAGUCUGGGGGAUACUCCGGGGGCUAGAAACAUUUAGUCAACUGGUGUAUCCUAGUAUGGAGUAUGGGGAUACUGUACAGUAUCUGGUAAAUGGAAGUCAAGUUAUGGAUUCUCCUCGCUUUUCUCACAGAGGAGUACUCAUAGAUACAUCUAGACACUACAUUGCUAAAUCAGUAAUCAAGGAUAAUCUUGAUUUGAUGGAGAUGAAUAAAUUCAACGUGUUCCACUGGCACAUCACAGAUGACCCUUCGUUUCCUUACGUUUCGAUCAAAUUUCCAGACCUUAGUAAAAAGGGUGCAUGGCACGAAACGAUCGCGGUUUACACUCAACAAGACGUGGCUGAUAUUAUUGAGUAUGCUCGGUUGAGAGGUAUCAGGGUAGUAAGCGAGUUCGAUACUCCUGGUCAUACUCAAUCCUUCGAAGCAGGCCAACCUGGACUUCUAGCAGAGUGUUAUGAUGAGUCAGGGGUAAAGACAGGGGGCUAUGGGCCAAUGAAUCCAACAAAAAAAAGAGUUUACGCUUUUAUUCAGGAGUUCUUCGAAGAAGUUACUCAGGUUUUUCCUGACAAAUACCUACACCUUGGUGGAGACGAGGUUGAUUUUAAGUGUUGGCGGAGUAAUCCUGAGAUAACUGAGUUUAUGAAUAAAUGGAACCUGACUGAUGACUAUACCAAGCUGGAGAGUAUAUACAUCAAGAAGCUUCUCGAUAUAGUCAGCUCUUUUCCAACCAAGAAUGGCUACAUAGUUUGGCAAGAAGUAUUUGACAAUGGAGUUCAAGUAAAAGAUGAUACGAUUAUAAACGUUUGGAAAGGACAGUGGGAGUGGGAGUUAUCUAGAGUAACUAAGGCUGGAUACAGAGUAAUUCUCUCUUCACCUUGGUACCUUAACUAUAUUAGUUAUGGAAGUGAUUGGACAAAGUACUACACUACAGAGCCAUUAGAUUUCUACGGAGAUGCUGAACAGAAGAGUUUAAUAGUUGGAGGAGAAGCUUCAAUGUGGGACGAGUUCGUAAACAGCAUUAAUCUUACACCAAGACUUUGGCCUCGGGCAUGUGCUGUGGCAGAAAGGCUGUGGUCCCCAGCUGAUGUGAGGGAUCUUGGAAAUGCAAAAUCAAGAAUUCAGGAAAUGGAAUGUAGAAUGCUGCAACGUGGAUAUCCUGUUCAACCAAUUAAUGGACCUGCUUUCUGUAAUAUAGAUUGGAAUGCAUAGUUUCAUAGUUGCAAUAACGUAUAAUACUAGAAAAUUCUAUUUGUA